AUGCUCACGCUCAGAGCCUAUCUUCUCCCCUCACUCUAUGGAGUCUGUCAAAACCCGGCCGUCCGCCAAGAAUGGAGAACACUGUCCAGUGAUCAGCAGCUGCACUACAUCGAUGCUGUGUCGUGCCUAAUGCGCCAACCCUCGGCCGUCGACCCGAGGACGUCUCUUUACGACGACUUUAUAUACACACACCUGAAAGCUGGGAGCUAUUCCCACUACGCCGCCGCCUUCCUCGCGUGGCACCGAUUAUUCAUCCACCACUAUGAGCAGACAUUGAAGAGUGCUUGCGGGUUCAAGGGACAGCUGCCGUACUGGGAUUGGACGCUCGAUUGGGACGACCUGUCCUCUUCCCCUGUUUGGGAAGUCGUCUAUGGAUUUGGAGGUGACGGGUCCGCAGAAGGCGAGGUCGUGCUCCAGAAUGGCCGCUGCGUUACCGACGGACCUUUCGCAAACAGCAUACGUGCGUACAAAGCGAUCAGAGGAGAAGGCGACAAUGUGGCACACGAGGUAUCCUUUGAUCCUCAUUGCCUCAGUAGAGGUUUCAAGAACGACUCGUUGCUGGAUACCCUGCAAUCACUCGUGUCUCCAUCAAGCGUGCAAGAGGUUCUGGCGCAGCCGGACUAUGAGGCGUUCUUCGAAGCCUUUGAGACUGGAGCACACAACGCUAUCCCUCAAUUCAUCUCUGGAGACUUUUUGUCCUUCGGAGCUCCCAAUGAUCCUGUGUUUUGGUUGCAUCAUACCCAGGUCGAUCGGCUGUGGUGGCUGUGGCAGCAGCAAGAACCCGAUACACGUUUGAAGCAAUUUGGCGGACCUACCCGCGACUUUCGAUAUACAGAUGGCGGCAACGCAUCUUCGUUGCAAGACAAUCUUCCGAUGGCGGGUCUGUUCGGAGAGCAGAGUGUGGCGGAGGUGAUGAAUGCCGAGAACGGAAUACUCUGCUAUCGAUACUGA
Zymoseptoria tritici IPO323 is the source of this 951-nucleotide messenger RNA. RefSeq lists its product as uncharacterized. The coding region runs from base 1 to 951 and encodes 316 amino acids. The transcript has 3 exons. The record is from RefSeq and is a predicted model, not a curated record. Gene Ontology annotation, molecular function: oxidoreductase activity. NCBI's taxonomy places the organism in Eukaryota, Fungi, Ascomycota, Dothideomycetes, Mycosphaerellales, Mycosphaerellaceae.